Sclerotinia sclerotiorum 1980 UF-70 is the source of this 213-nucleotide messenger RNA. RefSeq lists its product with no specific name. Bases 1 to 213 code for a protein of 70 amino acids. The record is from RefSeq and is a predicted model, not a curated record. The transcript is spliced from 3 exons. NCBI's taxonomy places the organism in Eukaryota, Fungi, Ascomycota, Leotiomycetes, Helotiales, Sclerotiniaceae.
AUGUGUCCAAAGUCACCGAAGACUUCCAGCUGUGUUUCAAAAGGCACGGAAGUCCAUGAUCUACCGCAAAAGUUUGUCUAUGUAUUAGCUCAACCUCUCAUCAUACUGCGUGUUGCACCCUAUCAGCCACAAUUUUACUCAAAUUUGGACAAAGCAUCAUUCUCGGAUCAUGCGUGGGCUCUGUCUAUUGUUACAGAUAUCAUUAUUUCCUGA